Centruroides sculpturatus (bark scorpion) is the source of this 1931-nucleotide messenger RNA. RefSeq names its product bifunctional methylenetetrahydrofolate dehydrogenase/cyclohydrolase, mitochondrial-like (gene Nmdmc). The record is from RefSeq and is a predicted model, not a curated record. Gene Ontology annotation, biological process: tetrahydrofolate interconversion. The coding region runs from base 531 to 1571 and encodes 346 amino acids. Gene Ontology annotation, cellular component: mitochondrion. The transcript has 7 exons. Lineage: Eukaryota; Metazoa; Arthropoda; Arachnida; Scorpiones; Buthidae. Gene Ontology annotation, molecular function: methenyltetrahydrofolate cyclohydrolase activity; methylenetetrahydrofolate dehydrogenase (NAD+) activity; methylenetetrahydrofolate dehydrogenase (NADP+) activity.
UCGCCUCCCAAACUCUACUCUCAACAACGACGUCUAUCGGUUAACCGCAGCCAUCUCGGUAGCGAUUGGUUACGUCCCGUCACGUGAUGUACACAAAGCACGUGUACUAACUCAACACCAUCUGACGGUUAAUAAUCGAACGCUCAACGUGUCUAGCCGUAAACUUUUAUUUUUAUUUUUUUUUCUCGCUAAAAAUGAACUCGAUUAUUUUUUUAUUCAAACGCUUUGUUUCUUACUCGUAGUUUCUUAAAGAUCUCUAAGGAGCUUAUAAAUUAAAAUUUUAUUAUUAUUAUUAUUAUUUUUUAAAUAAAAGAUGGCCGGACUCACCUCGUGGAGUUGUGUAUGUAAAUGAACGAACUAGGCGAGUUAAUGCCGAUUUUUCCUGUUUUCUCUUUACGUUCGUUGACCUAAUGGCGAUCUACUGACCUAUAUAAGAGUUAAUAGUUGUAUAUUUUACUAUCACUCGACAGCGGUUCGACCGGUAAAUGUUAGUUACUCGCGUAAAUGCCGUUCUGUAAGAAUUCUUAGUUAUGAGUCUAAGAUAUUUGCAGAGAAUUCUUUGCAAUUUUUGCUCUAGGACGAAUUCUAAAACCCUUCACGCUUGCUCGAUGAAACGUGGAAACGAUUCUUAUCACCAAAAAUGCUUUAUAUCUACUACAGAUUCAAGAAAACAAGCUGAAAUUAUCAAUGGAAACAAGAUAGCAUCAGAAAUUAAAGAAGAAAUCAAACAAGACAUUGAAAAGUUAAUAGCCUCAGGUCGGCGACGACCUCAUUUAAGUGUUAUUUUGGUAGGAGACAACCCCGCCAGCGGAAUUUAUGUGACAAAUAAGUUAAAAGCUGCGCAAAAAACAGGUAUCUCUAGUGAAACUAUCACACGGCCUUCUUCAAUUAGCCAACAACAACUUAUUGAUAUUAUUCAUCAGCUGAAUGACAAUCCUGAUGUAGAUGGAAUUCUAGUACAACUUCCUCUCCCAAACCACAUGAAUGAGAGACUUGUGUGCAAUUCAAUAACACCAAGUAAAGAUGUUGAUGGCUUUCAUGUUGUAAAUGUCGGAAGAUUUUGUCUAGAUAUGAAUGCUUUAAUACCAUGUACACCUCUAGGAGUGAUGGAGUUAUUACGCAGAACAGGAAUCAAAACAUUUGGAAAAAAUGCUGUUGUCUGUGGUCGAUCAAAAAAUGUGGGAAUGCCAAUGGCCAUGCUACUUCAUGCAGAUGGAAUAGGAGAAACUCAAGCUGGAGAUGCUACAACAACUAUAUGUCACAGACACACUCCAGCUGAACAAUUGGUACACUUUACGAAGUUGGCAGACAUUCUGGUAGUGGCAACUGGAAUACCGCAUUUAAUUACUGCCGACAUGGUUAAAGAAGGAGCCUGCGUCAUAGAUAUCGGAAUUACGAGGAUCAAAGAUCAAGUUACUGGUAAAUCGAAAUUGGUUGGAGAUGUCGAUUUUGAUGGUGUUGUACAAAAAGCCAGUUAUAUCACCCCAGUGCCUGGAGGAGUUGGACCCAUGACUGUUGCCAUGUUAAUGAAGAACACUUAUCUUGCAGCUAUAAAUCGUAUUAAAUAUUAAUGUUAAAUAAUUAGUGAAGGAAAUUUCCAAAUGCAGAAAAUUCUGAAUUUUAAUUUAUCUUCUCAGGAGAAUUAGUGACUUGUGUGUGUAUGAGGACAUCAAUUGUGGCCUUUGAAUUCUGAGAAAUCUUUUUAUUUUCAUUAUUUUUUACAAAUGCAUUUUGGACCUGGGCAUUUCUAUGUCCUGUGAAAAUCUAGUACUGGCAGACCUAAUCUUAGAUGGUGAUUUUAUAAAUAAAAUCAAGAAUAUUUGUAACAGAUGUUGGAAAAAUCUUCUGAUUAUCCCAUUAAGUUUCAUAAAAUUUAGCUUUUAAUUUAAUUUAUUUUUAAGGAAUACUCUUAGUUUCUAUCACACUGUUUG